AUGAGAAACGGCUUCCGGCAAUGCGCCAAACUUGCCUUUGAGUGCAGCAAGAUCCGGACCGAAGCUACUUUCGAAAGUAGUCGUCGGCACAAUCGGUUACCGGAUUUUGACGAUACCAUUACGAGCCGCGAUCCGGUCAUCCGUCUUGCCGACAAGGUUACAGACACAAAGCUACGUAUCUUCAGAAUAGACUCACAAUCGAUGCAAGGUCUCCUGACACAUCUUCAGCGUGGAGCUUGGCAUCAAAAAGUUGACUCGCUUAGCGCUCCUGUCACUGCGGGGGAAAUACGCCACUGGCAUUUUCACCUCAACGUCGAGGCAGUUUCAUCUCCGACUUGGAGCCGCCAUGCCUUUCCCCACACCCUCCCUUGUUCAGAUACCUGCAUGUCCAACAACGCCGCCUCUACACUUUCUCAACGAAAGACACAGCCUUCGCGGUUGAGUGUGGGGAAGGUGAACAGACACACCGCGGCGAUCUCGGCGUCUAAGACUUCGCGUUUUCGAGCACAGAAAUUCCGCGUUCCAACCUCGGCUAUGUAA
Molecule: messenger RNA, 540 nt
Organism: Ustilago hordei
Lineage: Eukaryota; Fungi; Basidiomycota; Ustilaginomycetes; Ustilaginales; Ustilaginaceae
Exons: 1
Coding region: 1-540 (179 amino acids)
Source: RefSeq, a predicted model, not a curated record